Molecule: messenger RNA, 3535 nt
Organism: Notothenia coriiceps (black rockcod)
Lineage: Eukaryota; Metazoa; Chordata; Actinopteri; Perciformes; Nototheniidae
Gene: ppm1la
Product: protein phosphatase, Mg2+/Mn2+ dependent, 1La
Exons: 4
Coding region: 490-1584 (364 amino acids)
Biological process (GO): protein dephosphorylation
Molecular function (GO): cation binding; protein serine/threonine phosphatase activity
Source: RefSeq, a predicted model, not a curated record
UUACUCACCCUUUGUGGUUUGACACAUUGCAAGCAUGGAGGUGUGUGUGUGAGAAAAAUCUAAUUUUGAUACGGACAUUGAACAGACACAUAUCCGAGAGGGAAAACAGGGUUUACGGUGGAAAAGAAGCACGUCGACUGACUCUCGCGCCCCGGUGACUCCCAUGUCUAUUUUCGGGGUGAGUCUCACCCAAAAUAUCCGUAAUCCUACAAUGGGCUGUGGGGCUUUACUCGGAAAAUCCACUAGCAGCUGUUUAGGUAGCCGAAGAUAGGACCAAGACAUCGGACCGAGACAACGGUGGCCUGUCCGCUUUUGUCCUACGCUGCUCGGCCCGGUGUCUGACAGGCCCCUGAGGAGCUCUUUAAAUGUUUAAAUCCAGUCUUCGUCAGAUAUCGUGGCAGUGAAUCGAUUUCUUCACAGUCCCUCUGAGCGGAUGGAGUGAAUUGUGCAAAAAGGGGAGAGAGACAGACCGCAGUUUGGUUGCGUGUGAUGAUAGGAGACACAAUGACGCUCUUGUCUCUUCUGGGUCGGAUCAUGCGUUAUUUUCUCCUCAGGCCGGAGACAUUGUUCCUGUUGUGCAUCAGUCUGGCGCUGUGGAGUUACUUCUUCCACACGGACGAGGUGAAAACCAUCGUCAAGUCCAGCCGGGACGCCGUGAAGAUGGUGAAGGGGAAAGUGGCGGAGAUGAUGCAGAAUGACCGGCUGGGAGGCCUCAGUGUCCUGGACGCAGAGUUCUCCAAAACCUGGGAGUUCAAGAACAACAACGUCGCCGUGUACUCCAUACAGGGGAGAAGAGAUCACAUGGAGGACCGCUUCGAGGUGCUCACCGACAUCACCAACAAGAGCCACCCGUCCAUAUUCGGCAUAUUUGACGGUCACGGUGGAGAGGCUGCAGCUGACUACGUGAAGGCCCACCUGCCAGACUCCCUGAAGCAGCAGCUGCAGGCCUUUGAGAGAGAGAAGAGAGAGAGCACUCUCUCUCACAGCAGCAUCCUCGAGCAGCGCAUCCUGAGUGUAGAUCGAGAGAUGCUGGACAAGCUCUCUGCCAACCACGAUGAAGCAGGAACAACUUGUCUCGUAGCGCUGCUGUCAGACAGAGAACUCAUCGUGGCAAACGUUGGAGACUCUCGUGGUGUGUUGUGUGACAAAGAUGGGAACGCUGUUGCACUUUCACAUGACCACAAGCCGUACCAGCUUAAAGAGCGCAAGAGGAUCAAGAGAGCAGGUGGUUUUAUCAGUUUUAAUGGAUCGUGGAGAGUCCAGGGAAUCCUGGCAAUGUCCCGCUCUCUGGGGGACUACCCACUGAAGAACCUGAACGUAAUCAUCCCCGACCCAGACAUCAUGACCUUUGACAUGGACAAGCUGCAGCCAGAGUUCAUGAUCCUGGCAUCAGACGGCCUGUGGGACGCUUUCAGCAACGAGGAGGCCGUUCGGUUCGUCCGCGAGCGUCUGGACGAGCCUCACUUCGGCGCCAAGAGCAUCGUCCUCCAGUCUUUCUACCGUGGCUGCCCUGACAACAUCACCGUCAUGGUGGUGAAGUUCAAAAGUAGAGCUGGGGGGAAUAAUAGUAAGGCAGGGGAGUAGGUAUGAGUCAAGUUGAGAGCUUAGAGAUCAAUGUUUUUCAAAUUCCGUUGGAUGGAGAAACGAGUUUAAUGUCACAGGAGGACUGGAGAAAUAUUGAUACAGAGAACAGAACAGUUCACACACAUGCAAAAACACACACAAAAAUAAUGUUUUUUUUUGUAGGUUAAAGGGCAUUUAAACACAAGACAUAUCUGCUGACCUAAUGGGGAAUACAUAAGAAAUAUGUAAUUCAACAGUUGAGAUGCAUUUAUCCAGGCAUUUUUCUCUUUACCAGCACCCAUUAGACUGUGAUUGAUUUACUACUGUUUACUGUACAUGAAUGGUACCGCUUCACUGGAGGCUUAUAAGUGGAGGCUACAAUAGUGCCUAUUCAAGAGUUACUGUGCAAACACAGGAAGCUACUAAAAAGGACACUAGUACUGCAUUUUGAUGUUGCUCCCAAUUAAUGUAUGCGUCUGUUACACUUCUGAGAUUGGAAAAUGUUGUCAAAUAUAAAAAGACUCCAGUGGAGCCAUACCUUUAUUUAACUUGAUGUUAUGCUGCUCCUUAUAUCUAACUUUUGAGUAUCAAGAACUCAAUGUAGAACUUAGAGGAAGAUGUUAAACAUUUACAGUUUCACCAUCUGGCUGAGGUGAGCCUGGAGCAGAGCGGUAGUGGGAAAACAAAUAGCCUAAUAUGGAUUUAAAAAGCAACGGCCCGGAUAGUGUGUGAACAACUCUGACCAAUCACAAUACUAGUACUGUUCUGUGGGUUGAAUUUCUUUAAACCCUCAGGUGCUAACACAUCUGUAAGAAGAAAAAGCAGACAUUAAAAGCUGUAAAUGUUGAAGCAGAAAACUACUGAAUGGUGAGAUUGAAUAUGAAUGGCAGACACAAGCUCAUUGUAAAAACAAAAAUGUGAUAUCCAAAAGUUUCUUUUUUAAGUUAUUGGAUUUCUUUUUUAAAUGCAAUUACUAAUUCAUCAAUUAUAGAUGGAAUACGUUAACAGAACCAGUAAUUGGCUUGGAGCUGGAGUUGGCUUCUAUAUGCCACUUUUUCGUUGAAGGCUGAAAACUCCAAAACUGUAACUCUACUUUUCAAUAGAGCAGAAGGUUAGUGAUACUCAGAAGAUAGAUUUUGGAUAGAGUAUUACUUUAACAUACAACACAUGCACACAGACACACAAACAGUUAUGUUAAUAAAAAGCACCUUCAGAUGUUUAUUUUUGGAAUGGUAAAUGAUUGCAUAUCAGCCAAUGUAAACACUGUCUAUCCUCAAUAAUACAAGAGGGUUAUAAUGUAUGUAGAACCUGAUGUAGUUACUGAACUUCACCUCUUGAUACGGCAAUUUUAUGGAGCUCAUGUAAACUGUUCCGUUAAAGUUGUUUUACACCGUCUGUAUCGGGGCAUGUGCUAUGGCUUGUUCAUGAACAAAGUACAUAGUUUGUAUCCAUGAACACUGGUGGCUGCCUUUGACCUGGGAAAUGCACGGAACAGGUGGUGCAACAAACUUCCACAUCUCUGCUGCCAUCAGAAAAGGACUAAAGUUUGACACAUCGUGAACUGUACAGCCAGAAUGCUAGUAGCUAGAAAUAUGAUAUGCUCCUGAAGCAAUACAACACCCUGUUAAGGGAGAAUAAAGCAAACCAUACUUCAUUUGCUACCGUUUUAUGUUCAACUAUGCUAUACUACUGUGUUUAUUGACAUUUGCAUCCAUUGAAAAAAAACUUUUUAAGUUUACCUAAUGCCUUAUUUAUUGUUGAGUUUUGUUGGUUGUCUUGCUGAUCACCAAACGUAUAUUCGUUUUGUUGUCCUUCUGUACAUGAGCAGAAGUUUACAAUAAAUAGCUAAUCACUUUAAUUGAUAAGCAGUCAAUUAAUCAAACAUGUUGAGCUGAUGCUCAGAGUGUAAAAAGAGAAGUGUAAAUACAUCCUGUAUGUAAACUCUGUAUUAAACAAACUCUUUCAUCUUCAA